Molecule: messenger RNA, 2798 nt
Organism: Cuculus canorus (common cuckoo)
Lineage: Eukaryota; Metazoa; Chordata; Aves; Cuculiformes; Cuculidae
Gene: SLC13A4
Product: solute carrier family 13 member 4
Exons: 16
Coding region: 824-2725 (633 amino acids)
Biological process (GO): monoatomic anion transmembrane transport
Cellular component (GO): membrane
Molecular function (GO): transmembrane transporter activity
Source: RefSeq, a predicted model, not a curated record
UCAAAUGUUCUGACUGGGGUUUGGCUAGUAGGUGGAGCAACUACUACCUUCUAUACUCCUCAUUGGUGAAUUAUAGUUGCAUGAAGCUUUUUAACAAGUUUUUAUCUCAAGAUCAAGUAUAAUCUGUGUUGGAAUUGCUGCCCUGUGAAUUCCAAACUCAGGGCAAAAGUAGGGUAAAGGCAGCUACAAAAUAGAAGACAAAACUGUAGGAAAGAAACAAAAUCAGAAGGAGCUGCAGAUGGUGUAAUUUUUUUUAAGAAGGAAUUCCUGCAUUUUUGCUCCUGUGCACUGAACAAUAAAUUGUUGCUUUUAAUAAUUUUCCAGCAGAAAAGAAACCCGUAUUUGAGGCAUUCAGACUACCAAACAGGAGGAAAAGCAUUGGCCUGAAAUAUGUAUCACUUGAUCUAUGAAAACAGGAAUUACAUUGCUGGAUGAUGGAAGAAAAAGCUUUCAAAAACCUGGGGAUAAAGAUGCAACAAAGCUACACCUGUGAUUCUGAAUUAAAAAGAAAAAAUGUCAGAAGACCACUAUGCUACAGCUUGCAAACCUCUGCGUGUUACAGUCUGACAAUAAUUUAGAUGUGCUGGUGAGCCCUACUUAAACUGACUUUCUUUUUAAUUCAAAAAAUUCUUCAAAACUACAGAUUGAAGAAUAAAUAAAUUAAGAAAUCUAUUUCAGGUGGCUGGGUGGGGAUGAGAAAUGAGGUUGUGAGAGAACCGUGAAGGAAAUACAGACACACGUGAAGGAGAAAGUGGAGUGGAAGUUGGAGUAUCUGAGGAACAAAAGAAGAAACUCAAGAAGAAAGCUGUUGGAAAGUAAGAGUAUGGCAAUGAUGAAGGAGAUUCUUCCAUCCAGAAAUCUCUUGCUCGUUGUCCUCAUUCCACUUCUGCUGCUUCCUCUGCCACUGUUAUAUUCCAGCAGUGAAGCCUCAUGUGCUUACGUGCUGAUUGUGACAGCUGUAUACUGGGUCUCUGAAGCAGUUCCUCUUGGUGCAGCAGCCUUAGUUCCUGCUUUCCUAUACCCACUUUUUGGAGUCAUGAAGUCCAGUGAGGUGGCUGCUGAAUACUUCAAGAAUACAACUUUGCUCCUCAUGGGUGUGAUUUGUGUGGCAGCUUCAGUAGAAAAGUGGAAUCUCCACAAGCGAAUUGCCCUGCGUAUGGUCAUGAUGGCUGGAGCAAAGCCAGGCAUGUUGCUUCUUUGCUUUAUGUGUUGCACCACGUUGCUCUCCAUGUGGCUUUCCAACACAUCCACCACAGCCAUGGUGAUGCCAAUCGUGGAGGCAGUGCUCCAGGAGCUAGUGAAUGCUGAGGAGGAGCAUGAGGUCAUCAGUACCGCAGGCAGCACCAUUAUUGAAGAAAACGAGGCAAUAGGUCUCAGCGAAAAGCAUGGCCAACCUUCACUGGAGCUUAUCUUCAUCAAUGAGAACACUACUACUACUGACUUCAGCUCCUUGAUGCAAUCAAAGAGUAUGAAUGGUGUGCACAUGAUCGCCAGUCCUAUUGGAACAAUGAAUUCUAAGAGCAGUGGGCAGCACUUACCUCAGGCUCAGAUACUCGUCCUGCCUCCUAAGCCCUCAGAACCGGGUCUGAGCACUAAGUACCGGUAUCAGACCAGACACGACCACAUGGUCUGUAAAUGCCUCUCACUGAGUAUCUCCUACGCAGCAACCAUUGGUGGACUGACAACCAUCAUAGGGACCUCCACUAGCCUCAUAUUCUUAGAGCACUUCAACAACCACUACCCAGAUGCUGAAGUGGUGAAUUUUGGAACCUGGUUUUUGUUCAGUUUCCCCAUCUCCCUCAUCAUGUUGGUCCUGACUUGGUUCUGGAUGCAUUGGUUGUUCUUGGGUUGCAAUUUUAAAGAGACUUGUUCUGUAAGCAAGAAGAAGAAGACCAAACGGGAAGAAAUGUCAGAGAGAAGAAUUCAAGAAGAAUAUAAGAAACUGGGAAAUGUUAGCUAUCCUGAAAUGGUAACUGGAUUUUUCUUCAUUCUGAUGACCUUGCUUUGGUUUACUCGUGAGCCUGGCUUUGUACCAGGAUGGUCAUCUUUUUUUGAGAAGAAAGGAUACCGAACUGAUGCCACUGUCUCUGUAUUUCUUGGUUUUCUCCUUUUCCUGAUUCCAGCAAAAAAGCCAUGUUUUGGAAGAAGGGAAAAAGGGGAUGGUGAAAAAUCAACAGACAUUAACACACUGGAUCCCAUCAUCACCUGGAAGGACUUCCAGAAGACCAUGCCCUGGGAGAUUGUAGUGUUAGUUGGAGGAGGUUAUGCCUUAGCAGCUGGAUGCAAGACCUCUGGCCUCUCUACAUGGAUUGGUCGGCAAAUGCUCUCCCUGAGCAGCCUUCCCUGCUGGGCUGUAACUCUGCUGGCCUGCAUUUUGGUGUCCCUGGUAACAGAGUUUGUUAGUAAUCCAGCAACAAUAACCAUCUUUCUGCCUAUUUUAUGUAGUAUGUCAGAAACCUUGCUUAUCAACCCUUUAUACACCCUGAUUCCUGUCACCAUGUGCAUCUCAUUCGCAGUGAUGCUGCCAGUGGGUAAUCCUCCAAAUGCCAUUGUCUUCAGUUAUGGGCACUGCCAGAUUAAAGAUAUGGUGAAAGCUGGCCUGGGUGUAAACCUGAUUGGCCUGGCUGUUGUCAUGGUGGCAAUAAAUACUUGGGGAAUUAGACUCUUCCAGCUGAACAGUUUUCCAGAAUGGGCAACCGUCAGCAACAUCACUAGGCAAACAUAAUAUCCAAUGAAAAAGAUAAGGCAAAGGAAAAGUGCAAGACCAAAGCAAGUUGAGACAAAAUAUUAAACUUACU